Tachyglossus aculeatus (Australian echidna) is the source of this 911-nucleotide messenger RNA. It is a transcript of the gene LYZL1, whose product is annotated as lysozyme like 1. Lineage: Eukaryota; Metazoa; Chordata; Mammalia; Monotremata; Tachyglossidae. The coding region runs from base 269 to 730 and encodes 153 amino acids. The record is from RefSeq and is a predicted model, not a curated record. The transcript has 5 exons. Gene Ontology annotation, molecular function: lysozyme activity.
GUCCAUGACUUGUGUCUGAGAGCUCUGAGCCAGGAUUACCUAAGGUCUGUCUUUUGCUCCUACUGGCUUUGACGUGCCCCCUUGCUGUGCACCCCCAGAGAUCACUUGGACACAGUUGAAGCUCCAGGACAGGCCAGGUGGAGCUCCUGAAGCGUGACUUCAAAACGUCUAUGACAAUGGCUGCCUGAAUUCGAAGCCCUUUUCUGUGGCUGUGUCAUCCCCAGACAGAAACAGGUGUGAUUGGCCCAGUCUUGGGUGGGCUCUGGUGAUGUCUAGCAGGGUGAUGAAGGCCCUCGGCCUCCUGCUUCUGAUUGACUGCCUGAUCACAUUCAAUCAAGCUAAAAUCUAUUCCCGCUGCAAACUGGCACGGAGAUUGGAGCACAGCGGAAUGGACGAAUUUAGGGGCUAUGGCCUUGAAAAUUGGCUCUGUGUGGCAUAUUACGAAAGUGGUUUUGACACCGAAGCUCAGAACACUUUGGAAGAUGGCAGCACUGCUUACGGCAUCUUCCAGAUCGACAGCCGGAUAUGGUGCAAGAACGAUGAGGAGCCAUCGAAGAACCGCUGUCACAUUUCCUGCUCUGAAUUACUAAACGAUGAUAUAAGUGAUGACAUAAUGUGUGCUAAGAAAAUCGUGAAGGAGACUGAGAGCAUGGAUUACUGGGACAGCUGGAAGAUUCACUGUGAAGACAAGGACCUCUCUGAGUGGAUAGAAGGCUGCGAUGACCACUGAAUCGGGGAAGGCCCAGCAACCCUGUCCACAUUAACUCCUCGGGGCUGCUGGUCAACGUAGGUCCCAUCUCCCUCCCAAGUCUCUUCCACUGGGUAAUAUUAGCUCUUAGAAUGUCCUUCCACAAUUGCAAAAAAAAUGGGAGCUAACUAUUUUGAAUGAAAUAAAAGUUUUAGUGAAAAUA